AUGGCCUACUAUGGAAAAUGCAUUGAUGUUGUGAUAGAGCAACUGGACAAGUUUAAGCCUGAGAAGGACAGUCCCGACCAGUUCCUGGAGGCUGCAUCCUCCUCUCUGCAGGGCCUGAGCCCCCUGAAGCAGGCGUUCGUGAUGGAGGUCCUGUCCGGCUGCCUUGAAUACUGGAAGUUGCUGACCAUCGUGGUAGACGCCUUCUACGUACGGGAUGGCCGACUCUGCCUCUGGGCUGACUACAGCCUCUUCCAGGUGCUGUGCUACCUGGCCACGUUCCAGCUGGAUGAGCUCGGCUUCCAGCUCUUCUGCAGCAUCAUCAAGUCCCAGCCCACACGCAAGACCUGCAAGUUCCUCAGGUUCUUUUUCAACCCCUUAAACCUAUGCUCUUGGAUCAAGGAUGAAUGGAGCCUCAUCUACGAGACCGCCCAUGUGAAGAAGAACUGGAUCAACCCCCUAAUGAGAUGGCAGCCAGAGAUCCAAGAGCUUGUUGAUCAACUGGAGGGAGUGUCAGCUAGUCAAACUGCUAUCUUCAAGACCAAGGCCAAGGUCACAGAGCCCAAGGAAUUCAACCUGACUACACCCAGGCCCCGGGCCAUUCCAGUACCUGAGCCAGUCCCCACCAUGGCCAAGCCAAGACAAGUCCCUCGGAGUACCUACCAGGAGCCCAAGGAGCAACAGCAGCUGCAGAUCAUCAAGAGGCACAACCGCCUGAAGGCCGAGGAGCUGCUGCUGAGGGCGAACGUGGAGGAACUGCGGUGCGCCAUGCCCAGGGCACACAGAGCGCCGCCUGAGCAGGUAACAGACUCCAAGAAGAAGCUGGGGUGCCCAACCCACAUCCAAAAAUCCCCAAAGCUGACCUUCUACAGGCCUGACAAUAUCCCUAUCAAGUUGAACACUGCUGCCAUCCUGCGAGAAGGGGCCUUGUACCAGAAGCAGGUGGAAAAAGAGCUGCAGAGGGUUGAUAAGCUUGUGGAUGGAGCUGGGGACUUCUCUGAAUUCCUUGAGUGGCAGAAGAAGAUGCAAGCAAAGGACCAGGAGGAGCAGCUGGCUGCAGGCGAGUGCCGGCGGCUACAGGGGAAGCUCAGCCAUGAGGAGGCCAUCCUGGCCCGGCAGAACCUCAUACAGGAAAACAAGCAGAAGGCAGACCAGAAGAAAGAGGAGACAGCUGAGCUGAUGCUGCAGUGUGCCGAGAGGAGGCUCAGAGAGGCCAAGUCCAUGAAGGAGCUGGUGGAACAAGUGACAGAGGCACAGAAGAAUGUCAAAGUGGCUCAGAUGAAGCUUGUGAAGGGCCGACAGCAGAUAGUUCAGGAGGUAAUGGAGGAGAGCCGGGAGAUGCUGCAGCGCAGUGCAGAGGCAGCCAGGGAGGAGCAGAGGCGUUGCUGUGAACUCACCUCGCAGUUGCGUGCACUGGAGACACAGCCCACACGCAAGGGCAAGCUGGUGGACCUGACCCAGAUCCCCGGGUAUGGUGUGGAGGGGGAGAUGUCUGUUGUGGAGCUGCGAGAGCGACUGGCGCUGCUCAGAGAGACCCAGAGGCGUGAGGAGGAAGAGAAGCGAGAUCAAAUCAUCCAGGACAAGCGUGCCAAGAGCCAGGAGCUACUGAACACAUUGGAGCAGAUCUCACUGUGCCGCAAGGCCAUGGGGAAAACUGCGGCCAUGAGGUGGGAGCAGAAGAAAACCCAGGCGGUGACGGGCGCGCCCUCCCAAGACGAGCGCGUGCUGGAGCUGCAGCGCAGGAUCGAGGAGAGGGUGGCGGAGCGCCGCCGGCAGGCGGCCUUGCUGCACCUGCCGGCGGCGCGGACUGAGCGUCCCCGCCCGCAGGCGCAGCUGGAAGCGCAGCACUGGCUGGAGCUGGAGAGGAGCCGCGAGCGUAGGUUGCGGGCCCUGCAGCCCGGGGAUUCGGCAAUCGCACCGGCGCGCCGCCUGGAGGCUGCCUGA
This is a messenger RNA of Marmota flaviventris (yellow-bellied marmot), 1941 nucleotides long. RefSeq names its product cilia and flagella associated protein 99 (gene Cfap99). NCBI's taxonomy places the organism in Eukaryota, Metazoa, Chordata, Mammalia, Rodentia, Sciuridae. The record is from RefSeq and is a predicted model, not a curated record.